Dufourea novaeangliae is the source of this 696-nucleotide messenger RNA. Its product is annotated as hsc70-interacting protein-like. Gene Ontology annotation, molecular function: Hsp70 protein binding; protein dimerization activity. The record is from RefSeq and is a predicted model, not a curated record. The transcript has 3 exons. Bases 1 to 696 code for a protein of 231 amino acids. NCBI's taxonomy places the organism in Eukaryota, Metazoa, Arthropoda, Insecta, Hymenoptera, Halictidae.
AUGUCUUCCGAAUUAAAACCAGAAUACCUCAUUCAACUGAAAACAUUUGUCGACUUGUGCAUUGCAAAUCCUGCAAUAUUACACCAACCAGAGUUCUCUUUUAUAAAGUCAUUUAUUGAACAUUUUGGGGGAAAGAUACCAGAAGCAAAAGCAGAUUCAUCACCAAAGAAAAAACCAGAGGAACCUAAGGUACCAGAACCACAGCCUGAACCAGAAAGUGAAGAGAGCGACAUAGAAUUGGAUAUGACUGGAGUUAUUGGGCCAGACACGGAUGUUCCACAAAAAAUGGGAAAUCCUACCCUGCAACCAACAGAGGAAGAAAUUGCAGAAUCCCAAGCUAAACGUUCAGAAGCUGUAUCAGCAUUUGCAGAAAAGGAUUAUGAGAGAGCUGUUCAAUUCUACACAGAAGCCAUUCUACUGAAUCCGCAAGCAUCAUUGCUUUACGCGAAACGUGGUCAAGUUUACUUGCUGAUGAAUAAGCCUAAUGCUUGCAUACGCGAUUGCGAUCGUGCUCUGGAGCUGAAUCCAGAUAGUGCAGCAGCUCAUAAAUUCAGAGGAAGAGCCAAUCAUUUGCUUGGAAAGUUCGAGGAGGCAGCUAACGAUUUGCGACUCGCUUGUAAAUUCGACUUCGAUGAACAGGCUGAUGAAUGGCUGCGCGAAGUUACACCGAAUUAUGAAUCAGAUACAAGAGUAUAA